Molecule: messenger RNA, 1325 nt
Organism: Effrenium voratum
Lineage: Eukaryota; Dinophyceae; Suessiales; Symbiodiniaceae
Source: the annotation of a GenBank genome assembly
UUGGUUCGCGAGUGUUGCUUUCAAUUUUGCUUUUCCGUUUCCUCGAUGAAGCGGCCGCGGGAUGAGACGGUGAGCUUCUUCCCACUGGCCACGCCUCUUACAGGCCGCUUCCUGCUGUAUGGAAACAUCUGCCUGGAUUGCGCCUUCAAAGUGCCAAGCUACCCCAAGGAGGACUCCGCCCAGCGGGCGACAGGCUACUCCAAGAAGCUUGGAGGUAACAGUGCCAACAGCUGCACCGUUCUGGCGCAGCUUCUGGGCAGAGGUCGGGUGAGCACUUUGAGCAUCAUCCCUGAUCGGGGCAACCCGGACGCCGCAUUCGCGGUGUCCACGUUGGAGGGCUACGGCGUGGACACCUCCCAACUGCAAGAAAUCCCUGGGGCGGGUCUACCCACCAGCUUCGUGCUCCUCAGCGAGGACAGCGGGGCCAGAACCAUCAUCUCACACCGCUCCGGUCUGAAAGAGAUGGACCCUUCGCACCUGGCGCAGGUCCUGCGGGCCAACGACUUCUGCUGGUGCCACUUGGAGUGUCGUCAGCUGGGCGUGGCCGACAUGGCGCAGCUGAGCCGCGAGCUGCGCCCCAAGGCGGUCCUCUCGGUUGAAAUUGAGAAGCCCUCGAUGGAUCUCCAAGCAGUACUUCCCAUGCUCUCGCGCUGCGACGUGGUCUUCUUCUCCAGCGACUACAUCAAGGCACACGCGCCGACCGCGGGAGAAGCAGAUGGUGAUGACUGGCAGAAGCAUUCGGCCCUCCGCUGCUUGCAGACCUGGGCUGCGGCGUGCAACGCCCAGGCGGCGCUCUGGAUUUGCGCUUGGGGCUCUUUGGGCGCCUUCGCCUAUGACACCGCCGCCAAGCAAAGCUUCUUCCAAGCCGCAGAGAAGGCGCGUGCGGUGGAGACGGUGGCGGCCGGGGACACCUUUAUUGCCGCAGCCAUCUACGCGUUGGCCUCAGGCGCCUCGGCUUCGGAAGCCUUGCGCUGCGCCUGCGCGGUGGCGGGGCAGAAGGUGGCGCAGGAGGGCCUCCAGGACCUCGCGUUGGCCGUGCCAAAGGAUAUGCCGUGGAAGGCGUGAGAGACACGCGAGGCGACCUGAGAGACACGCGAACGACCUGACAAACCCGCGCCCAAUCCAAGACCAGAAGAAGGGUUCCUGAAUUUUUCAGGCAGGCCCACAGUUAGAGGGUAGUGUCUUGGCCGCAUCUUGAUUGUCAAAACGGCAGGUUGCGGCCGGCAGGCCCGUGCCAAUGGAUUGCCCUUGGCGCUUGUAGGCAGCGUCCGCAAGGAUUGGGCGAUGACCUCCGGGCAAGAGGUAAUUGUCUGGUUUCCCUUAUU